AUGUCCUUGUGGUAUCAAUUUAUAUUUCCCGCCGGCCUGCUGCUUCUCGCGCACAGCUUCUUCCUCGCACUGCGCAUUCGUGAGCAGCUGCAGGAGCACCACCACGGCAGCAGUAGUGGCGUCAUGGCCUCCGCAUACUUCCCUGUAUCAUCCAGCACUGCUGGGGCCUUGGCACAUAUAAAUGCGUCCACUAUACCGAUUUUUGUAGAGCUGAUGAUCGGCGUUGUCGUCGCCAUUGUUGGCUUUGUGAAGCAGUCGAAAUUUAAACGCGCGCGCAUUAUUGACAAGAACUGCCAUCAGCGCUACGACGAUGUAAUUUUCACGGGGGUGGGGUUCAUGCACUUCAACCAUCGGGGGUCGGCGAUGGGGAGUCGCUCGGGUGAGGCUGAAAACGGGGACGCUUCCACUUUAGCCUCCAAGAAGAAGAUGUGA
Trypanosoma rangeli is the source of this 432-nucleotide messenger RNA. RefSeq lists its product as uncharacterized. The record is from RefSeq and is a predicted model, not a curated record. The transcript has a single exon. Lineage: Eukaryota; Euglenozoa; Kinetoplastea; Trypanosomatida; Trypanosomatidae. Bases 1 to 432 code for a protein of 143 amino acids.